CAAGCGGAGGAGUGAAGCGGUGAAUGUGUCCGGUGAUGACCCGGCACACCGGUCGUGUCUCCACCGGGCCGCUGCUCCGCUGCCGGUUUUACCGGCUGUGAUGUCACACUGGUGCGUGUGAGUGUGCUUCUUCUGGACUCGGCUAAAGAAGAAGAUGGCCUCCUCAGGAUGUAAAGUUCCACGCAAUUUUCGCUUGUUGGAGGAGCUUGAAGAGGGACAAAAGGGCGAAGGUGACGGCACAGUCAGCUGGGGCCUGGAGGAUGACGAGGACAUGACUCUCACACGGUGGACAGGCAUGAUCAUUGGACCAGCAAGAACCAGUUAUGAGAACAGGAUAUACAGUCUGAAAGUGGAAUGUGGACCUAAAUACCCAGAUACAGCCCCGACUGUUAAAUUUGUAACAAAAAUUAGCAUGAAUGGGAUAAAUAAUUCCAAUGGGUCGGUGGAUUCACGUAGCAUACCAGUAUUAGCUAAAUGGCAGAAUUCUUAUAGCAUUAAAAUUAUUCUUCAAGAGUUAAGGCGUCUAAUGAUGUCCAAAGAAAAUGUAAAGCUUCAACAACCACCAGAAGGACAAACCUACAGCACUUAAUCGUAAUGGAUUGUGUCGACCCUCUGUCUUAAACCUUACUCUCUUAGAAAUAUUGUGUAAAAUCAUCAAGAGGCUCACUUCGCACAUCUACAAUAUCGUCUGCAAGAGCAAGAUUGGACUUUCUUAUUACGUAGCUCAUUCAUUAAAAAUGUCCCUGCAGUUGAGCACUGAAUAAUAGUAAAAAGACUUUAAGACCACAAUUAUCUGCCUUUAAUAAAGUUUCUUUGACAAUGA
Paralichthys olivaceus (Japanese flounder) is the source of this 823-nucleotide messenger RNA. RefSeq names its product ubiquitin-conjugating enzyme E2 variant 2 (gene ube2v2). Lineage: Eukaryota; Metazoa; Chordata; Actinopteri; Pleuronectiformes; Paralichthyidae. The record is from RefSeq and is a predicted model, not a curated record. Gene Ontology annotation, biological process: protein K63-linked ubiquitination; DNA damage tolerance. Gene Ontology annotation, cellular component: nucleus.